AUGCUGCAGAGGGCACGGGAGAUCGAGAUGCCGUGGGACGUGGAGGCGCGCGUGCCUGCCACCUCCAGCGAGGAGGAGACGCUGCUGCAGGACUCCGCCAGCGGCUUCGCCCACGGCAUCGCGCGGUGUCCCAGGGCUUCUCGCUGGGCCGGCGUCGCCGCGCUGCUGCUGUGCGGCGCGGUCGCGGCGCUCGGCAUCGAGGGUGGCGCCGGGCGCCCAGCGGACGCCGGGCACCCGCCGCAGAGGGCCACCGUGUUCCCGCCGCACCCGCCUCGGAGGGCAGAUGCACGGGAGCUCGCCGCGAUACUCGCCGGAAAGGUCCAGAUGCUGCAGGAGGUGCCAGAGACCAGCGAGGCGUUCCAGGCGGCCAAGGAGUCGUUCAAGAAUGCCUCGGGUGCAGCGUUCAGCGGCUCGGAGUUCGACGCGGAGUACGCGAAGGCCUUAUUCGACAACCUCACCAAGGGUCUGGGGCCAAAGAUGACGAGGGACGACAACAACACGUGCGCUGACGACGAAGAGAUACACGCGGGCCUAUGCUACAAGACCUGUGAGCUCCUGACCAACGGCACCCAUCCGUACCGUACUUCGGCCAUGUCUUGCUGCCCAACGAAGAACUUCUGCAGCCCGCUGAAGAUGCGGUACAAAAUGUCCAUAUGCGGCGGCUUUGACGUCGCUGGCGACAGUCAAGGAAUCUCGAAGUGCCCGCACCCGCCCGGGACCUGCCUGCUCAACGAGGAGCUGUACAUGGGCACGUGCUAUGCGAAGUGCUCGGACCUCACGGGGGGCACGUUCACCAACCGAAUCUCCCCGAUGACUUGCUGCAAGAAAAUCGGGUACAAGUGCAUGGACCCCCGGAACCUGAAGACGUCGACCUCGCACAACGUCGGCGGCGGCGCGGUCGACAACGACCCAGCCACUCCCGCGGGGGCGCACUCCCCGAUGACCUCUCUCACCAGGUAG
Molecule: messenger RNA, 960 nt
Organism: Prorocentrum cordatum
Lineage: Eukaryota; Dinophyceae; Prorocentrales; Prorocentraceae
Source: the annotation of a GenBank genome assembly